UGAGGACACUCUGUGACUUGUGAGUGCCUGCACCAUGAGUGUCUCUGCUCUGAGCCCCAGCAGAUUUGCAGGCAGCCUCUCUGGCUUCCUCCAAGUGGCCUCAGUGCUUGCCUUACUUUUACUGCUGCUUAAAGUGGCCCAGUUCUACCUGCACAGGCAAUGGCUACUCAAAGCUUUCCAGCAGUUCCCAUCCCCACCCUUUCACUGGUUCUUUGGACACCAGCAGUUCCAAGGUGACCAAGAGAUAGAGCAGGUUUUGAAGUGUGUGGAGAACUUUCCAAGUGGCUUUCCUCGCUGGUUCUGGGGGAGCAAAGCUUACUUUAGUGUCUAUUACCCUGACUACAUGAAGGUGAUUCUAGGGCGAUCAGAUCCAAAAGCUAAUGGUGCCUACAGGUUGCUGGCUCCUUGGAUUGGCUAUGGUUUGCUCUUGCUGAAUGGACAGCCAUGGUUCCAGCACCGGCGGAUGCUAACCCCAGCCUUCCACUAUGAUAUUCUGAAGCCCUAUGUGAACACCAUGGCUGAUUCCAUCCGAUUGAUGCUGUUUGCUAUGAAUGAGCUGAAGGUGGUAGUGGCCUUGACCCUACUCCGCUUUGAGCUGCUGCCUGAUCCAACCAAGGUCCCCAUCCUUUUACCACGACUUGUGUUGAAAUCCAAGAAUGGGAUCCACCUACGUCUCAAGAAGAUCCACUGA
Messenger RNA from Mesocricetus auratus (golden hamster), 691 nucleotides. Its product is annotated as cytochrome P450 4A10-like. The record is from RefSeq and is a predicted model, not a curated record. Gene Ontology annotation, molecular function: iron ion binding; arachidonate monooxygenase activity; alkane 1-monooxygenase activity. The transcript is spliced from 5 exons. Gene Ontology annotation, cellular component: intracellular membrane-bounded organelle. Gene Ontology annotation, biological process: arachidonate metabolic process; lauric acid metabolic process; icosanoid biosynthetic process. The coding region runs from base 35 to 691 and encodes 218 amino acids. Lineage: Eukaryota; Metazoa; Chordata; Mammalia; Rodentia; Cricetidae.